AGCUUUUCCAGCGCCAGCACAGACGACGUCAGCGAAUCGGAGCGGGAAGCCCCCCGAGCCACCACCCCGCGGGCUGACUGUCUGCGCGACACAGCACCUGCGCGCGGCGAUGAGGCCACGACCAUGCCGCCGACAGGACACACACGCGCGCGGCCAUGAGCAACGCACUCGCCGAGUACCUGUCUGCGCUGGACGCCCGCGACGCGCGCGAGCGGGCGCACGAGGCGUACAUCCACGCCUACACCAAGCUGGCCGACCGCACGGCAGCACAGGCGCGCCCAACGGCCGCCGACGACGACGACGACGGGCCUGCCCGCGACUCCACCAAGGCCAGCGACUCCACCAAGACCAUCAAGGCGGCCAGCAGGGGCAAGAGCUCGCCCGCGCCGCCCGACGCCGCAGCACUCACGCAGCUGCGCGCCGAACUCGCAGCCACGCAGAAGACGCGGGCCGGGCUGGAGGCCGAGCUGAGCACCGUCGCGGCGACGCUUGCGGGGCUGCAGGCGGCGGACGCGCAGCAGAAGCAGCGCAUCAGCCAGCUCGAGAAGCACCGGGCGCAUCUCGAGCGGCGCGGCAAGGACAAGCAGGAGGAGCUGAAGGGCAAGGGCCGGUUUGUCGAGGAGAUCCAGGACGAGAUGGUGGCCAUGAACCUGCAGCUCAACAUGACGGAGCAGGAGAACGCGCGGCUGAAGACGGAGAACGAGGAGCUGACGCGGCGGUGGGUGAGCAAGAUGGAGGACGAGGCGCGGCGGAUGAACGCGCAGAUGGGGUGGGAGGGGCAGUGAGCAUGUACGGGGCUAUGCGUGGGUGCAGCAUGGUGUAUGUGUGUGUUUGUGUGUAAUGUGUGGUGUUUGUGUGUAAUGUGUGGUGUUUGUGUGUAAUGUGUGGUGUUUGUGUG
Boeremia exigua is the source of this 898-nucleotide messenger RNA. RefSeq names its product autophagy-related protein 16. The record is from RefSeq and is a predicted model, not a curated record. The transcript is spliced from 2 exons. Lineage: Eukaryota; Fungi; Ascomycota; Dothideomycetes; Pleosporales; Didymellaceae. The coding region runs from base 156 to 785 and encodes 209 amino acids.